Messenger RNA from Galeopterus variegatus (Sunda flying lemur), 660 nucleotides. RefSeq names its product structural maintenance of chromosomes protein 1B-like. The transcript has 5 exons. Gene Ontology annotation, cellular component: cohesin complex; chromosome; nucleus. Bases 1 to 594 code for a protein of 197 amino acids. Lineage: Eukaryota; Metazoa; Chordata; Mammalia; Dermoptera; Cynocephalidae. The record is from RefSeq and is a predicted model, not a curated record. Gene Ontology annotation, molecular function: DNA binding; ATP binding; protein binding. Gene Ontology annotation, biological process: sister chromatid cohesion.
AUGGGCGUCCUGCAGGUGCUGGUCGUGGAGAACUUCAAGUCGUGGCGGGGCCGCCAGAUCAUCGGCCCCUUCAAGAGGUUCACCUGCAUCAUUGGCCCCAGUGACUCCGCCUGUGAAAAAGUAGCACAAAAAUGUAUUCGGUUUCUGAAUGAGGAAAGAGCUGAACCUGAGACAUUCCUUGCUCUGGAUUACCUGGAGGUUGGGUACAACAAUUGGGUAGAUGUCAUAUUUUCACAGAAAUCAUCUGAUGUCUGCCAUUUGUGCUCAUGGCUUUCCACAGUGGCUCUUGAUGGAACACUAUCUUUAAAAUCUGGGGUGAUCUCUGGAGCAUCAAGUAACUUAAAAAACAAGGCUAGAUGCUGGGAUGUGAAAGAGUUAACGAAUCUAAGAGUCAGAAGAAGCCAGCUAAUCCAAGAGCUGAAGGAUUUAAUGAAGACCCUCCACAAAGAAACAGACUUGAAACAAAUACAGACUCUAGUACAAGGAACUUAUGCACGAAUCAAAUAUUCACAGAGUGAACUAGAGAUGAUAAAAAAGCACCUUGCUACAUUUUCCCGGGUACUACAGACUUACACAAAAUGUGAUGGAAAUUAGAAUGACAGCAGAGUUUCAGGAAUUCUAUAGAUAGCAUCAUGUACUUUUUAGAUAGUUUCCCUUAUG